Salvia miltiorrhiza (redroot sage) is the source of this 1928-nucleotide messenger RNA. Its product is annotated as aspartic proteinase-like protein 1. Lineage: Eukaryota; Viridiplantae; Streptophyta; Magnoliopsida; Lamiales; Lamiaceae. The record is from RefSeq and is a predicted model, not a curated record. The coding region runs from base 197 to 1795 and encodes 532 amino acids. The transcript has 10 exons. Gene Ontology annotation, biological process: proteolysis. Gene Ontology annotation, molecular function: aspartic-type endopeptidase activity.
UUAGUCCAAGAAAAGAAUGAACUCUCCACACUACUGAAAAACUCUUCAUGUAAGCACAUUUAUGCACAUCAAUCCAAACUUCUUCUGCUCAUCCCAACCACUUUACCUUUACCAUUUCCCCCCCACAAGAAGCUGCAGGUGAAAAAAAGAGGGAAUUCCCACCUGCAUUUCAUCUCCUGUUUUCGGGCAAUUCUCCAUGGGGAAAACCAGCUUUUUCGGUGCAAUUUUGGUGGCGGUUCUCGCCGUCGAUGCGUAUUUUGCUGCGGCGGCGGCGCCCGUCUACUCCUCGCGCCUGAUUCACAGGUUCUCCGACGAGGCCCGGGGCCUGUGGAGAAGCCGCGCGGGCGAGGAGGCGGCGUCGUGGCCGGAGAGAAAGAGCUUGGGGCACAUGAGGGUGCUGUUGGAGAGUGAUUUGAAGCGGCAGAGAUUGAAGCUUGGAGCUCAGAAGCAGCUCGUGGUUGCUUCCCAAGGCGGAGAUACCUUUAAUUACGGCAAUGACAUGGGUUGGUUGCACUACACAUGGAUUGAUAUCGGGACGCCAAACAAUUCCUUCCUUGUUGCUUUGGAUACUGGAAGUGAUAUGCUUUGGGUUCCUUGCGACUGUGUCGAGUGUGCUCCGCUCUCUUUAAGUCACUACAACAUGCUGGAUAAGGAGCUAGGUGAGUACAGCCCGUCCCGUUCUAACAGCAGCAAGCACAUACCGUGCAGCCACGCACUCUGUGAAAUGGGGCCUAAUUGUGAAUCUCCAAAUGGCCGCUGCCCUUAUUCUGUCCAGUACUUGUCUGACGAUACGUCGAGCUCCGGAUUCCUUUUUGAAGAUCAGUUGCAUCUUGCCUCGGUCAGAGGAAGUAAACAGAAAAGCUCUGUUCAGGCUGCCAUAGUUGUAGGCUGUGGCAGCAAACAAACUGGUGUAUAUUUAAAUGGAAUUGCUCCUGACGGUCUAAUGGGAUUAGGGCCGGGAGAUGUUUCUGUUCCGAGUUUGCUCGCGAAGUCGGGACUCGUUCCUCAUUCGUUCUCAUUUUGCUACGAUAAGAGCUACUCCGGUAGGCUCUACCUCGGUGACCAAGGGCCUGCUUCUCAAAGAUCAACUUCUUUUGUUCACGUAAAAGGAGACCACGUUGCUUACUUCGUUGAAGUGGAAGAUUAUUGUGUUGGGAGUUCCUGUCUAAAGCAAAGUGGAUACCUAGCACAAGUGGAUACCGGCUCAUCAUUCACAUAUCUUCCUAGCAAGAGCUAUGAACAAGUCGUUUCUGAGUUUCACCGACAAGCUAAUGCAACGAGGACCACCAUACAAGAUUUUGAUAGCUGUUAUAAGGCUCGUUCGCUCGACAUAUCAAAUAUUCCCCGUAUGAAAGUUGUUUUCCCCACGAACCAGAGUUUUGAAGUCGACAAUCCCCUAUUCUACAUUGCUGAUGAACAGGGAGGCUUUUAUUGUUUAGGUAUACAACGAUCUGAUGGAGAUACCGGCAUCAUUGGACAAAAUUUUCUGAUGGGUUACCGCCUCGUUUUUGAUUGGGAGAAAAUGAAGUUGGGCUGGUCUAUUUCCGAUUGUCAUGAUAUCGGAGAAGACAGUGAUGGAGUUCAUCUACCACCUUCUCCAAGCGACGUGUCGCCAAAUCCCCUACCAACGAACGAGCAACAGCAGAGCCCGCGUGGACAUGCUGUGGCGCCUGCUGUUGCCGGUAGGGCUCCUGCGAGACCCUCUGCAGCUUCCCCCCCUCCGGCUACCUAUCGGUACAAGCUCUGUAGUUUGUCGCUGUUUCUGUGGAUUGCAUAUGUGACUUAUAUAAUUUGAGAAUCUGCAGUUGGUAUAUCUAUCUAUCUGUAUAUCUGUUUCUUUCUCUAUGCAAUCUUAGUCAUCCAAUAGUUCCUAUCAAAGGACAUUAGUCUCAAAUUUUGAAAAGGUUAUUCCAUUUCAUUUUUCACCA